AAGCGCAGCCCUGGUGAGCGAUGGCUUAUUCGUGGUCCUAUGGAAUACGUACCGCCUGUCGAGGUGAAGGUAAUCUGCAAACGAUCGUCCAUUCCACUGGAUGAAAAUGAGGGCAUAUAUGUGCUAAACACAACGACUGGGCGUAUACGAGCCGUCAUAGGCAACUCGUACAUGUUGAAUCACGAGGAAGAAUUAUGGGCCAAGCCUUUGCCGCUAGCUGUUCAACGAAUGCUUGCCGGCGGCAAGGAUCCCUUGGCCGAUCGCAGUUCUUAUCAGCACCAGACCGCGACUCCGGAAAAUCCUCUUCCUCAGUUAGAUCUGACCCGAGUGGUCAGUUUUAGAGUGCCGCAUAAUGCUGCUGUGAGGAUCUAUGAUUAUUCGCGAAAGCUGGCGCGAAUCAUCUUUGGACCAGAUCUCGUGAUGCUUGGGCCCGAUGAGCAUUUCACAAUACUGAGCUUGAGUGGAGGUAAACCGAAACAGCCUGGCAUGAUAAGCUCGAUCUGCCUUCUGCUUGGGCCCGACUUCUGUACCGACGUUAUAGUUGUUGAGACAGCUGAUCACGCUCGACUGUCGCUGCAGCUCUCCUAUAAUUGGGGCUUUAUGGCAGACCGCAGCUCGAGUGUGGAACAUGCAGCUAAGUUGUUUUCAGUACCUGAUUUUGUCGGAGACAUGUGUAAAGCCGUGGCGUCUCGCAUUCGUGGGAAUGUGGCAUCCGUUUCGUUCGACGACUUUCAUAAGGUAGGUGGGUCCUCGAUUCACUCAGCAUAA
Messenger RNA from Protopolystoma xenopodis, 768 nucleotides. The record is from the annotation of a GenBank genome assembly. NCBI's taxonomy places the organism in Eukaryota, Metazoa, Platyhelminthes, Monogenea, Polystomatidea, Polystomatidae.